UUUGUGAUGGCUGUUCUGUGCCGAAUGUUUGCAAUCUUUAAGUAAUUCUCGUCGUUGUAAGUAGUUUUAAGUAAUCUGUAUGUUCGUAAUUUGUUGUUGCUGCGCAUUGCUGUUACGAAAGAUUGAAGGUACAUAUCUUUUAAACGUUGGUCGAUGGAUGGAAUUAUUUGUGAUGGAUUUAGGACAGAUGAUAUGGGAGAGUGCCAGACAUAGCCAAAACCACAUUCCUCUAGCGUCUUGCGGACUCCAGAAGCCCAGCAUUUAGCGCCUAAUGUGUCCAGUUUACGUUGACACAAAAGAGCGUCUGCUGAUAGACUAUCAGCUGGCACGUUCUGGCGUACUCUAAUAUACUGUUUGAUGGCGUUAAGGGAUGCUUCUAGUUUAAGAGGGUGUCUUCCAAGUUCUGCCAUUACGGCCAGGUUACAUGCGGAUCUGGGGACAUUUAAUGAUUGUUUACAAAAUUUUAAAUGGAUAGCUUCAAUUGGUGAUGAUUUUGGAGUUUUGAAUAAACCCCAUAUUUCCGAACCAUACAACAAAAUAGGUUUCACGCAUGUGUCAAAUAGCUUGCUUCUUACGGAUAUAGAAGCGUCGGCUUUGCCAAGGGAUUGGUUGAUUCCAUAGAGGGCUCUCAGGCCUUUGCUGUGCAGAUAUUUGUUAUUUGCCUUGAACGUGCCAGCUGAGUUUACAACAAUGCCCAGGUAGCAAUAAUUUGUAACAAUUUCUACUACAUGUCUUUUAUAUAGAAAAAGGCAGUCUUUUGGUAGGCGGCCACCUUUCGUAAAUACAAUGACUUUAGUUUUCUUUAGAUUAACAUUCAACUUCCAUGAUUCACAAUAAUUUUCUAAUCUACUUAGAGAAGUUUGCAGACCCUGUUGAGAUUCAGACAAAAGUACCAGGUCAUCUGCAUAUAACAAACAUGACACUUUCUUAUCGUGCAAUAUAGGAGGGUUACAGGAAUGGUCAUUAAACACAUCUGGUAAAUCACUUAUGAAUAAAUUAAACAAAGUUGGACUAAGAUUACAGCCUUGUCGAACCCCACAGUUAGUUACAAAAGUUUCGGUAAGACCGUGGCUAGUUUUAACACAAUUUGUUGUUUUGGAAUACAUGUCUUUUAUAGUGAGUAGAAAUUUCCCUCCUAAUCCAAGUUUGUUUAAUUUCAGUAGAAGGCCUUCUCUCCAAACCGAGUCAAACGCCUUGCUAAAAUCUACAAAACAGGCAUAAAUUCGUGCGUUUUUGCUCAGAUAUUUGCUAACUAAGGUGGAUAAUACGAAAAGGUUGUCAGUUGUUCUAAAGUUCUUUCUAAAACCGGCCUGUUGUGGUUUGAAAAGGCUGUAAUGUUCUGCAUAAUUAACUAGACGGGUAUUCAGAAUAGAUGAGAAUAGUUUUCCCAGACAACUAAUAAUGGAUAUUCCUCGAUAGUUGUCUGGGACAGAAGUGUCCCCGGAUUUAUGAAUGGGUACAAUAUGACUUAGUGACCAUUCUUUAGGGAAGUAAGUAUUUUGUAGACAGGAAUUGAAAAGAUGUAGAAGUGGUUUCUUUAGGAUAUGUUUUCCACAUUUAAACAUUUCAUUAUUAAUCAUGUCGCCACUGCUAGAUUUUUUGUUUUUUUUAGAUUUGAUAUAGAGGUGUCCAAUUCUUUCUCUGUUAUAAGGGAGUCUAAUAUGGAGCUCUCCAUUGGGAUUGUAUUUGAAGGGGAUGAAGUGUCUACGGUUUCAGUGGUUGAAGCGUCUAUGUUACAGAAACCAUUUGUUAAAUGUUUGUCCAGGUUACUAAAGUGCUGUAUUCAGUCCUCUUCUGAUAUUAUUGUCUUUUCAAGACCGGAGUCUGUUUCUACAGGUGACGCGGAAGACAUUGGCAACAUGUGGGGGAAGUGGGCUCUCAUCUUCUGCGUGAUGGCAACAUUGUCUGAUGCAGAACAAAUUACACAUGUUAAUAACAAGACAUGCCCAGUGGAUGUCAUGUUCCUCCUGGACGGUUCCUGGAGCAUGGGCCCGGAGAUAUACCAGAAGGAGAAAGAAUACGUCGUGAACGUGGUCAAAUGUCUGAGCAUCAAGAAUUUCACCGUGGGUGUGAUCAAUUACACAUCAAUAGCGACUAUGAUAUUACCGUUAUGGAACCAUGGGAACAUCGUGGACUUUCAAGACCUCGUUCGCGACAUUGACUUCACCGGAGGCUUGAAACGGACUGGCGGAGCCAUCGAAUACAUGAUAGCUGUGACGAAGUUCCGAGCAGGAGCACGUAAGGUGGCUGUAGUUGUGACAGAUGGAAGCUUACAGGAUUCAUUCUAUUUUGCGGUGAGUUACCUUAAAGGCACUUUGAUUUUCCUUUUCAGAAUUGAAAUAUUCCCAAGCAGCCUUUGUAACUCUUGCCUUUCCUUUUGGGUCAGUCCACUCUCACUGAGUCGAGUUUGUGCCGAGCAUCAAUACUUCUGACUUAAGCCCCGGUUUUACCUCCCUGAACAUAGUCCCACGUAAUCGGCCAAAAUCUAAGGUGACGGACCAUAUGACAAUUUGUAAUAGCCGCAGCAACAGCCAGACCAAUAAAUGAAUAAAUCUGGUCAUAUUUUGUAACUACAUGUUAUUUUUUCAUCAAAGAACGCCUAAAUGAACGU
Molecule: messenger RNA, 2611 nt
Organism: Branchiostoma floridae (Florida lancelet)
Lineage: Eukaryota; Metazoa; Chordata; Leptocardii; Amphioxiformes; Branchiostomatidae
Product: collagen alpha-3(VI) chain-like
Exons: 4
Coding region: 1545-2432 (295 amino acids)
Source: RefSeq, a predicted model, not a curated record